Cuculus canorus (common cuckoo) is the source of this 2087-nucleotide messenger RNA. It is a transcript of the gene ANKRD2, whose product is annotated as ankyrin repeat domain 2. Gene Ontology annotation, biological process: regulation of transcription by RNA polymerase II. Gene Ontology annotation, cellular component: nucleus. Bases 1058 to 2014 code for a protein of 318 amino acids. Gene Ontology annotation, molecular function: RNA polymerase II-specific DNA-binding transcription factor binding. Lineage: Eukaryota; Metazoa; Chordata; Aves; Cuculiformes; Cuculidae. The record is from RefSeq and is a predicted model, not a curated record. The transcript is spliced from 9 exons.
UUCCUCUCAGGAGGUUUCAUCCUGCCUGUGCACCAGGGCCAGGGGGGACAGCCCAUGUUGGGGAACAGUCCCAGAAACACCAUUGUGGUCACCAUCACCUGCCCUGCUAUAAAUGGCACCUUUCUGCAGCCAGAGGCUGUGGCACCCAUGGGGUAGGGCAUCCAAGGGUGUCCCAUAGAACUGCCCAGGAGGGCGACAGUGAUGUGUCCCUAUCUGGCCUUCCUCUGGUCCUGUGCUGGGGGCAUUAACUGUCCCAGUACAGGGCAACACUGGCCUCAUCUUACAAAGAGGGAGAGCAAAGCCCAAGAGGGCUGAACAAUGUUCCUGCUGCCGGGAAUAGCUGCCAGCUCUGCCCACUGUCCCUGCCGCCAGGCUGCCUGUGCAGGCCCGGGCAGCCGUGGGGAUCCUGGUAGAGCUGCUUGGGAUACUCCACACCUGAGGUCAUCUUCCAAAGUGGUGUGGAAGGACUGUGGCUCCCAGCAUCACGUGCUGCCUGCUGCUGGCUGAGAGGUUUGGGGGGGUGGGGGGUCCAUCACCUCCUUUUAGUGGUGAGUGGCAACCCCUCCCGAGCGCCUGGGAGAUGCUAGUGGGUGCUGCAGCAUCCACCUGCAUGGAGAUAGGGUGACAGGAGCCAUGAGGAGCAUCCUAGGGUGGGUGACACAGGACUGUACAGUGACCCCAGACCAAGUCCUUGCUCUACUGAACAUCUCUGGACUGGCUGCUGCAGGCAGGCUGUGUGCACCCAGGUACCUACACCCAGCAUGGGGGUACUGGGCAGCUGGGGGGGCAGUGGGUCUCUAAGAGGGUGCAGGGCUGGGGAGGUGAGCCAGGGCCAUCAGAAAGCGGAAGGGUGAGCUCAUGGCAAAGCUGCCCCAGUCAUGUGGAGCAGCCACAGCUGUUGGUGCCCUUGGGCCAUGGGACAGAGCGGCCAGCGACAUAAAGCCCUGCAGCCAGCAGAGCCUUCGGCAGUACCGGGGGCCAAGGUUGGGUUCUCCCUGCCCGUGGUGGUGAGGAGGAGAGGCUGCAUCCUGCACAGGACUGUGCCCUCAGGGCAGACAUGGAGCUGGAAGUACAACGGGCAAAGGAGCUCAUCGAGCAGAAGCUGGCGGAGGAGGAGGAGGAGGAGAAGCGACUCAAAGAGGAUGGCACACGGGAGCCACCGGCCGUGGAGCGGAUGAGCACGCCUGAGCUGGAGGAGGAGAAACGCUAUGGUCCCCGGAACAGGGGCCUUGAGGCUGUCAAGGGUCAGGAGCGAGUGCGGAAGAGCUCAGUAGACCUGCGGCGGGAGAUCAUUGAUGUGGGGAGCAUACAGCGCCUCAUCGAGCUCCGCAAGCAGCGUCGGCAGCGCCGGGAGGAGCGGGCAGCCACCCCCGAGCCCCCGCCACCACCUGAGCCCUUGGAGAUUGAGGGUCCCGUAGAGCCAGAGACCUUUCUACGCGCCGCUGUCCAGGGCAAGAUGCCCAUCAUCGAGAAGUUUCUGGCAGACGGCGGCUCCCCUGACACCUGUGAUGAGUUCCACCGCACGGCCCUACACCGCUCUUCCCUGGAGGGACACAUGGAUAUCCUGCAGAAGCUCCUGGACAGUGGGGCCACUGUUGACUUCAGGGACCGGCUGGACUGCACCGCUGUGCACUGGGCCUGCCGGGGUGGGCACCUGGAUGCUGUCAAGCUGCUGCAGGAUCGUGGGGCAGACCUCAACCUGAAGGACAAGCUGCUCAGCACCCCCCUCCAUGUGGCCACCCGGACCGGACACCCUGACAUCGUGGAGCAUCUCAUCCACUGCGGGGUGGACAUCAACUCUCCAGACAGGGAAGGUGACACAGCACUGCAUGAUGCCACACGACUCAGCCGCUACAAGAUCAUCAAAAUGCUGAUUCUACAUGGAGCAGACAUGAUGGCCAAGAACCAAGCUGGCAAGACCCCGACAGACCUGGUGCAGCAGUGGCAGGUGGACACACGCCAGGCACUAGAGACCAAGGAGCAGCCACAGGGGGAGAUGGAGGUUCCUGCAUGAUGGUGCCAGGCACAGACCAGGGAUCAGGCUCAGGUCUGAGGAGCAGGAUCGAGCAGAGACUUAACCAUGUCAA